Messenger RNA from Micropterus dolomieu (smallmouth bass), 7320 nucleotides. Its product is annotated as zinc finger C3H1 domain-containing protein-like. The coding region runs from base 143 to 6487 and encodes 2114 amino acids. NCBI's taxonomy places the organism in Eukaryota, Metazoa, Chordata, Actinopteri, Centrarchiformes, Centrarchidae. Gene Ontology annotation, cellular component: exosome (RNase complex); nucleus. The transcript has 35 exons. The record is from RefSeq and is a predicted model, not a curated record. Gene Ontology annotation, molecular function: protein binding. Gene Ontology annotation, biological process: RNA processing.
CGUGGAGCUAACGGAGCUAACCGUCAGAGCGGGCGGACCGGAUCCUGAUCGGUGAGACCUGAACGUGGAUCAGAGAUCUGCGGUCCGAUGAGUUUAAAACCCGCAGCUAGCUGGCGACGACCCGUUUGGACUUCCCUACAGAAUGGACCCGAACACGGCCAGUGGUUCCCCCAGAGAGGAGGGCGAGCUGGAGGACGGAGAGAUCUGCGAUGAUGAAACCGAGGAGAGUGCGCCGCUCCGGCGGGGGGGGGAUGGGAACAGGCCGGGCCGCGGCGCCCCUCCGCGGGCUCGGAAACCCCACCAGCGUCCGCACAACGUGCUGCCGCCGAUGGGCCACCCGCCGCCGGACUUCCGCCGCCUGAUGCCGUACAACCGCGGACCUCACGGCCCGUUCCCCCCGAGUCACCGGCAGCAGUGCGGGCCGAGCGGGCCCGACCGGCCUCCCGCUCCCUCCCCGCCGCCGCCGCUGCUGCUGCCGCCGCCCCCGGGUCUCGGUCCUCACGGCGAGGCGAGCCCGCGGACCAGCUUCUGGGAGCGGAGCCACGGCGCCCUGGGCCGGUUCAGGCACCGGGCCAUGCCGAACGGCGGACGGGGGGGCUGGGGGCGAGGCGGCCGGGGUGGUGGAAACACCAGAGGUCCCUUCGGUCGUUACGGCCCCGGGGAGAGUCACGGCUGCAAGAAGGACUCCCCCUCGAGAAAACAGAAGCCGCUGGGCAGGAACCAGGCGAGGAAGGCGGCUCACGGCGUUUCCAAACCAGAGAACAGUGUUGACGAGUCCUUUGAGGAUUUACUGUCCAAGUAUAAGCAGAUUCAGCUGGAGCUGGAAUGCAUCCGGAAAGAGGAGACGAUGGCCCUGGAGCCCGAAGAGUUCCCCGCCGGAGACCAGACGCCAAACAACGCCGCCAGUGUUACAGAGACCAAACCAGUACCCGAACCAGCUCCGGCGGCGGCAGCAGAGGACACAUCCGAGCUGGAGGCGGCGGAGAAGAAAGUGUUCCAGGCGUUCAACAUCAAACCCCUCCGUCAGAAGCUCCCCCUCCCCGCCAGUCUGGAUGAGCUGAAGAGGAAAAAGGCGGAGCAGGAGAAGGCAGGAGGUGCUGAACCACAGGGUGAAGCAGCAGCAGCAACAGAAGAAGAAGGAGCGGAAACAGGAGAAAAGGCUGACGAGGAGUCGGAGGAGACGAAGAAGACGACGUGUCCGAGCUGCUGCGAGGAAACGGACAAAGAAGAGAAAACUACCCAGGCGUGUUCGUGUCGGAGGGAAUCAUCGACCUCCAGCGAGGACUCUGUCGUCUCCGUGGACAAGCCGGUGGUGAAGGUGGAGGAGGAGGAGCUGUCGGAGCUGCAGCUGCGCCUCCUCGCGCUGCAGUCGGCCAGUAAGAAGUGGCAGCAGAAGGAGCAGCAGGUGAUGAAGAAGAGCAAAGACCGGAUCACUAAGGCGGUCCAGGAGAAGAGCUCCAGCUCCGGGGCCACUCCCCCCAGCAGGCAAAGAGUCACCACCAGGUCUGCCUCCGCCGCCGCAGCCGCCGCUGCCACCGCUGCUGCCGCUGCUGCAGACAGGAGCAGAACCAGGUCCAAACCUCUGGAGAGGGACCGAGACCGAACCAAGACCGGGCCCAGACCUCCAGACAGAGAGAGGCCCAAACCGAGUCCUAAACCUGGUCCCAAACCUCCGCUGGAGCGAGGCAGAACUCCGGGAAAACCUCACGUGGGCAAGAAGAUGAUCAGUCCAGGUGAGAAGGGCUCAGCAGCUAAGCAGGCGUUCAGGAAGCAGCAGCUGAGGACGUGGAAGCUGCAGCAGCAGAGGGAGCAGGAGGAGAAACGCCGACAGGAAGAGGAAGACCGACGCAAACGAGAGGAGGAAAUCCGCAGAAUCCGCGACCUGUCCAACCAGGACGAGCAGUACAACCGCUUCAUGAAGCUUGUGGGAGGGAAGACCAGGACGCGCGGCAAAUCCAGGGAUCAGGACCACAGGAAGUCUGCCGGUAAACAGGGCCUGGACGCCUCGGGGAACCUCUACCAGUAUGACAACUACGACGAGGUGGCGAUGGACACGGACAGCGAGACCGGGUCACCAGUGCCGUCUCCGACUCACGAGCAGCUGCCUGCAGACCAUCCCGGCUGUUUCCCUCAGGUGUCCCUCUACAUGACCGACUCUCACCAGUUUGGAAUGGACUUCUCUCAGCCGUUCCUCUCCCCCAUGCUGUCCGGCGCUCCUCCCCCGCCUCCGCCUCUCCCCCCUCCUCCAGACGAGCUGGAGCCUCCUCCCAAACCGCCCUUCGCUGAUGAGGAAGAGGAGGAGGAGAUGCUGCUCAGGGAGACCUGUCUGAUGUCUAUGGCCAACAAGAGGGUGACGGCGCCCGAGGAGAAGAGCUCCAGCGGUCCUCCGUCUCCCAGCAGUCAGCCUCCGUCAGGAGUCCAGCAGCCGACCAGAGGGAACCUGAGCACCGUCAGCCUGAACACAGUGUCUCAGUCCCGGAGCAACAAGUUCAGCAGAGGCCACCUUGCUCCCAGAGCUCCGCUGGUGCUGCCCAGACACAAGUCGGUGGUGGUUUCUCUCAAUGACUCCGACGACAGCGACUCUGACGUGGACGCCUGCAGCUCCACACAGGCGGCGUUCGGAGGCCUGGAGUUCAUGAUCAAAGAGGCCCGAAGGACCGUCGAGGCGGCGAAGCCUAAAGCAGCGUCAGGAUCUGAGAAGGAGAACAACCCCGUCAGAACUCCAGAGGCUUUACCUGAAGCCAAGAGAGCCGAGUACCGUCUCCUCAAAGAGGAAAUCGCCAGCAGGGAGAAGCAGAAGAAGUUGAAGGAUCUCUGCUUGAGCCCUCUGAGCCUCGCCUCAGCUGCUGCCUCCGACCCUGUGGUGGAUUCAUCCGUACAAUCAGCUGCAGAGCUGAAACUGUCAGAAGCAGAGUCCAGACUCAGCAAACACAGAGAGCUGCUGCAGAGAGACGAGGCCGUCCUGAGACAUCUGCUCCAACAGGAGCUGAAGAAGAGAGAGUCUCUGAAGGCCGCUGAGGGGAAGGUGGCGAAACUGAGAGAGCAGCUGCAGGCUUCAGAGAAGAUCGUCAGCGCUAACAAGACGCUCCUCAAGAAGCUGCAGGAACAGGUGCAUCGUGUUGAACACCGGGUGUCCAUAAAGAAGAGUAUGGCGGUCAGGUUGGAGCAGGAGCUCACUCAGGCUCAGCUGACGGUCGGCAGAGGGUCAAAACGGCGAGCAGACUCCAACCAGACGCUGGUGAGACCCACGGCGCUGCAGCCCAGUAAGCUGCAGCGUGUGGACGGAGUUCCCCGCGGAUCAGAGCGCCACUUUGCGGAGCUGAUCGCUCAGAAGCAGCGGCUGCAGCAGUUGGAGUCGGAGUACGCCCUCAAGAUCCAGAAGCUGAAAGAAGCCCAGGCCCUGCACAACAAAGCAGUCCCGUCAGACCUGCCCACAGAGCCUCCAUUACGAGCCUCCACCCCUCCUGACCCUCUGCCCCAGCUCCCGCCUCCCGCCUCCCCCUUCCCCCUGCCCCAGCCCUCCCUGCACGACCUCACCCAGGACAAACUCACCCUGGACAGUGAAGACGUCCCCGAGGCCGACGAGCGCGAAUCAGAAUCCACACCUCCAUCUGCGCCUACACCUGCUGCUGCUGCUGCUGCUGCUGCUAAAGGACCCCGCCGACGCUCCCUCCGUCAGUCCAGCAGCUCCUUCACCAAACCCAACCUGGAGCAGCUGAGCUCCACUCCGGCUAAAGACAGCAGCGCCGCCAAACCUGCCAAGACUGCGCCCGGCUCCAAGCUGCCGGCAGAGAUGUUUGCAGGGCUGGACGUGGACGCUCUGAAGCUGAGGUACCAGCAGCAGGCCCGGCUGGGGGAGCUGCUGCAGAGGGAGCUGCACACGGUGGGAGAACAUGUCGACAACCCCCCCGCUGCAAAGGUGGUCUCAGUGGAGGUGGACGCAGCCACGAGCCAAUCAGGGAGCGCAGAGCUGAAGCCGGUUCCCUUUGGAUCAUAUCACAGCCCUCUGCUGGUCUUCAGGUCAUACAGGUUCAGUCCGUACUACAGGACCAAGGAGAAGUUAUCCCUGAGCUCUGUGACGUACAGCAACACCAUCGAGCCCAGAAAGUGUUUCUGUCGGUUCGACCUCACAGGAACCUGCAACGACGACGACUGCAGAUGGCAGCACAUGAGGAACUGCACUCUGACCGGAAACCAGCUUUUCCAGGACAUCCUGUCGUACAACCUGCCCCUGAUCGGCUGUUCUGAGAGCAGCUCGGACGAGGACAUCAGCGCUGCUACAGAAAAGUACAUGAAGAAGCUGUUCGGCACAAACAAAGACCGGAUGGGAGUCGACCAGAAGGCCGUCCUGCUCGUCAGCAAAGUGAACGAGAGCAAACGACACGUCCCUCCCUUCACCACCUGCAAAGACACCAGAAGGUGGAGGCCGAAGCCGUCGGCACAGAGCAGCUGCAGCCCAGAGGACGACAGCGAGGACGAGACGGCGGCGGGAAACCUGGCGGCUGGGAGACACGACGACUGCUCCAGGACCAGCCUGUCUGCGCUGGACGUCUGCGUCACAUCGGAGGACAAGCGCUACUUCGUCAGCGAGACAGACGACAUAUCAAACCUGGAGACCAGCGUCCUGGAGAGCCCCCGAGACACUCAGCUGUGGAUCAAGUUAGCCUUCAAGUACCUCAACCAGAACGAGACGUCCGCAGCAGAGUGUUUGGAAGCCGCCUUGAACACGUUGUCCCGCGCUCUGGAAAGUAACUGCGAUAACCCGGAGGUGUGGAGCCACUACCUGUCCCUGUUCUCCAGACGAGGCAGCAGGGAGGAGGUGCAGGAGAUGUGUGAGAUGGCUGUGGAGCACGCGCCCGACUACAAAGUGUGGUGGAGCUAUCUGCAGUUGGAGAGCUCGUUCGAGGGGAAGGACUACGUGUGCGACCGCCUGCUGCAGUUUCUCCUCGCUGGAGCGUCUCCUGGUGUCUCAGACCAACUGUCCUUCCAGCUGAUGGAGGCUCUGCUCUAUAGAGUCGACCUCAACCUGUUCACAGGCAGGAUGGAGAGCGCUCUGGCCAUUUUACAGAACGCCUUGAAGUCGGCCCACGACAGGAGCACAGCCGAGCACCUGACGGCCAGCGACCGAGCGCUGCUCUGGCUCUCUUACAUCCACCUGACGGAGUUCGACCGGCUGCCGUCCGGCCUGUACGACCCGGCUGAGUCCGGCCCGUCCAGGCUGGUCAGCAGAGAGUCCUUCCUGCUGCCCUGGAGGACGCCGCAGGACGUCAGCACGCCGCUCGACAUCCUCAUCGCUCUCUUCCAAGAUGCCAUCCAUCAGUGCAGCGACGAGUCUCUGUCUCAGAGCGAGCGGACGCUGGCCUGUCUGCCUCUUCACACCAACCUCAUCUUCCUCAACAAGCUGCUGGGCAGGCUGGACGAGGGUGUCGCUCUGUGCGAGUCUCUGCUGGAGUCUUGUCCCGAGUCCUGCGCUCUGCGAGACGCCCUGGCCGACCUCCACAUCAGGAAAGGAAACAGCGAUCAGGCGGUCAGCAUGUGGCUUCACGCUCUGGCAGAGUGUCCCAACAACGCCGAGGUCUUCUACCACUCCUGCAAGUUCCUCAUGGCUCAGGAGAAGUCGAGUGCCAUCGCUCCUCUAUUCAGAGGCUUCAUCCUGUCUCACUGCGAGGACCAACAGAGUCAGAAGACCCCUGUGGACGUGCUGCGACACAUCCUUGGUUUCCCCACCGAGGAGAUCCUGAGAGGUCCGAUCAUCAAGGAGCUUCAGGAGCAGCUGACUCAGCAGAUGCCCUACCUCCAUCUCAUCCACUGUCGCUGGCAGUGGCUGCACGGCUCUGUGGAGGACACGGUGGACGCCUUCGAGAGAGCGCUGGGAUCAGCCAUGCCGCGGCAGGAGCUUCACAAGCUCUGGAUGGAUUACCUGGCGUUCAGCAGCAGUCAGCAGGCCCGCGGCCCGGCCAGCAGCCACUCCAAACAGUUCUCAGAUCUGGUCCUGCGCUGUCUGAGCACCGUACCGUCUCGCCUGGAGGUUCCCUUCAACCCGUCGGAGUUCUGGAGCUGCUACAGCUUCCACAACAAGGUGGUGACGCUGUACCUGAGCUGCCUGCCGCAGUCCCAGCAUGCACUGGUCCUGGAGAGACUGAGAUACGCCAUGCCCAACAACACAGAGCUGGGCCUGAGGUUGCUGCAUCAGGAGUGGCAGGACGGAAACAUUGAACAUCUGAAGUUCCAGGCCCGCAUGCUGAGCAGUAACUCUCCUAAGUGUUUGGCCAACUGGAAAAUAGCGAUAGCUGUGGAGAGAGAGCUGAAGGAGCGAUCUGAGGUGCGACUUCUCUAUCAGCAGGCUCUGCAGAGCCUCCCCCUGUGUGCUGCCCUGUGGAAAGAUCGGCUGCAGUUUGAAGCGGCUGAAGGCGGUCAGGCGGACAGACUGCGGCGGCUGCUGGACAAGUGUCAGCAGGUGGGCGUGUCGGUGAGCGGCUCAGUUUAGCGCCCUGAGGUCAGAGAGAAGAUUGGCGACGCCGUCGUUCAGCUGCAACAAUAAACUCAGAUUAUUUCAGAUCAGUAAAAUCAAUCAGCUGUAGGUGGUUGAGUGACAGAUGAGACGAGGUAAGCCAGACGCCCCCCUCCCCCCCACAUCCUCCAGGACACUCCCUCGAGUGUCCAAAGGUGUCUGGAGCUGCUUAAAUCCCAUCAUGUACGUAAGUAUCGACCUGCUGAGUGACACAGUGUUCAUGCUGUUUUUACUUCAUGUCUUUGGUUUCUGUCACUUUUCAUUUGGAUUCAUUUGAUCCCUUUUUAUUUUGGAUUUAGUGGGGGGAGGGAGGUGGGGGUGGGGGGCUGGGGGCUGGGACGGACCGUGACAUCUCACUGUGGUGUUUGACCCCCGUGUGUGCUUUAAAGGGUGUGUCCCCCCCCCUCCCCCCUCCUGUAGUGAUGAUGCAGCAUCUGCACGUUGUCUUUUUGUCUCCUGAGGAAAAACAAGACUUUUAUUUUGUUAAAGUGAUCAAACCAAAACAAACGCAGACAAACUGUCACGAGCUCGGCGUGGAGCUCAUUUCUAUUUGGCUUCGCCCGGUCUGAGUGUGAGAGAGGGACUGCCACAGAGACUGACCCGCCUCCAGACCAGCAGCGCUGUUAGAGACAGUCAGGACCUCGCUAACAAGCUCUCAUGUGCAAUUUGUCUCGUUUUUCUUUUUGUCACAAUUCUGCCAUAUAAUGAUUAAAGAGUAUUAUUAGCCAGCAGAGGAGAAGAAGUCAUCCACUGUUGUGUUUUAUAUGUUGGAUUUAAAUGUUAUUAAAUUAUUUUCUAAAUAUAAAAAA